Molecule: messenger RNA, 3214 nt
Organism: Paramecium octaurelia
Lineage: Eukaryota; Ciliophora; Oligohymenophorea; Peniculida; Parameciidae
Source: the annotation of a GenBank genome assembly
AUGUCUAAACAUGCAAAUCAUCUCCCAGAUUUAGACAACCUCAGUUUUAGAGACUCAAGAUAAAUCCAAGAAUUGAGAAAGAAACUAGACGAACAAAAGGAAGCCUUAAAAGAACUCGUUAGUCUAGUCAAAGAAUCCAAGACUGAAUCCUUAAAACAAAAAUUUACCCCUUAGUUCCGAUUGGCUAAACCAGAACAAGAUUAAAUUACAUUUGAACUUUUAGAAGAAGUGAAAACUCUAAGAAGAUAAAUAAAUAACAUCGAAUCUGGACCUAAAAGCAAUCCUAUUUAAAAUCCCAUCAUAAUACCCCAAUAUCUACCAACCCCUUAACAAGCUCUGUUAUAACCAAUGCCUCCUUACAUGUACAUGAAUCCCUAUUUUCAAAUGCCCUAAUCUUUUAUGCAUUAGCAACCUUAGAAUCAAGCCCAUAAAAAAAAAGUAGAUCCCUAUAAAAAGUUAGUCCUCAAGAUCUUAUAAAAAGGAGAACAAUAUAAUCAUCGAAGUAGAAGAGACUCAAAUCAAAGCGAUUAUUCAGAGGAUUCAAAUGAUCUCUCUAAUCCUAGAUCGAACAGACAUCGUUCACAGAAGGAUAGACAUAAGGAUAAAGGUCGUGAUUUGUCAUAUUAAAAUAAAACAAGUAAAGGAUCUCUGCAUGAUAGUUAUGUGAGCAAAUACACUAGAUCAUCAGUCAAAAUAAAAGCAAAGAAACCAAGGGAAUUUACAGAGACAGAGAAGUUGCAAUUGAGAAGAAAGCUUAGUGGAACAUUUUGGUUUAUACGGAUUGGAUUGGUCUUAAGGAAGUAUCUAAGAAGAGUGUGGUUAAAUAGAAGAUAAUAAUAUUACGAAAAUGAAGCAUAAUAACUAAUAGAUAAAUUUGAUCAUGAAUUUGUAAUCAAUAAUAAAAUUUAGAUAGAACCACAAAGAAGUAUUCAUAUUGCUUGUUGUUGAAUGUAAUAAAAAUAGAUUAUUUAACAAAAACUGGAAUAUUUAUGAUAAUAGAGAUAUUGAAGCAAAAUCUAAAAUAGUUUUUUAAAUACUAACCAUCUUAUUUAAGAAAUUACCAUUCUUGACUAAGAAUUCAAUAAGCGAAGAGCAUAAGUAAUUUGUAAAGAAAAUCUCAUCUCCAGGGGGAUUCUUAUUACCGGGACAUCCUAAGUUUGUAACUGAUAGAGUGUAAUUGAGACCAAAUGUUACUAUUGGGUAAUAAUUUCAUAUAUUUAGAGAUAAAUUACUGCUGAAGUAAGCAAAAUGAUUUAAAUGGAUUAUGUUUAUAUAUAGGUAAUUGUGCAAAAGGUUUUACUUAUUCAUGAAUGGUAUUCAUAAUUCAAUAAAAUUCCUAAUCACAAAGAGGCCAUGAAAAUAUUGGUUUCAGUUUUGCAUUAAUUGUUUAUUGAUUAGUUUAGUACUCUGAAAGUUUAUGAAAAUAAUGAUGCCAUUUAUAAUGUAAUUAGAAUAUUUAUUUUCAUAGAAAUAAUAAGUAGUUUUUUGCGACUUUACUUAGUUCAAUUAUGUGGAUAUUGCUAUAACUAUUGAUGAUAAGCACUUUAGAUACGAAGUGACUACAGACUGUUGCAUUUUAGGAUUAGCUACUAAGGAAGAAUUGCAAUAAUUAUAUGAUCAAGCUGGCUAUAAGGAAUUGUAGACUACGUUCAAAGAGUAUUGUGAUUAUUUUUAUUCAUAAAUUAACUUUUGAAUUUUAUUGGAAUUUCAGAUGGUUCUUGCAUACGUAAUCGUAAUAAUUAAAUUAUAAUAGUGAUGAAAUUAUUAGAUGACACUUUAGACUCUAAGAGCACUGAUGUUUACUAUGAAUCAAGCAGCCGAUAUUUAUAAUUAACUCUGUUUUUAGGAGCUCUGGUUUCUAAUAUAAUGUUUGGAUUUUCAUUAUCUCCAAUCACCAAAGAAAUUUCAACUAUUUAUGGAGUUUCCUAAACGUAAAACAUAUGAUAGAGAACUUAGGUGGCUCUAAUUGUUAAGUGUGAGCUUUACCCUAUUCUCAGCAAUUAUGAUCAUCCCAGGAAAUAUUUUAAGCGAAAAAUACGGAAUAUAAUAUAAUAUAAAAUUGGGUAUAUAUAGUGUAUAAAUCUUGAGGUUGUCUUCUGACAUUUAUAGGAUCCCUUAUGGCAUUGCUAGUUAAUUACUCAUUCUGGUGGCUCUAUUUUGGUGAACUUGUAUCUUUGGUUGGAUUUCCUUUCCGCUUGAUUUCUGCAUCCAAAUUUACAGCCAAUUGGUUUUACCCAAAGAAUAGGAUUAUCAUUAUGGUUAUUAUCGCUCUUCUUUUUAAUUCAAGUACUGGAAUCUCUAUUAAAAUACCGCUAUUUAUAUUUGGUGAUUAUGAUGUGGAAUUAGAUGCCUUGAAUGAUUACUCAUAAGGUAGAACCUAUGUAUUUUAACUGAUGGCCUUCUUGGCAGGAAUUAUGUUUAUUACAACAGUUCCGACUUUAAUAUUCUUCAAGGCUAAGCCCAGACAUCCUCCAUCAUACAGUGCAUCUGAAGUAUACAAACAACUUUAAAUUCUAGCAAUGCGUUAGGGAGAAUUAUACAAAGGCAGCGAAAAUGUUGAUAAAAAAUGCUGAUUAUCUAAAAUUAGCUUUUGCUUUUUCAUUAAUCUUGGGACCCGUUUUGUUACUCACAGUGCAAAUGGAAUUUGUUGUGAAACCUUUUGGGUAUAAUUUGGAAUAAAUCUCAAAUGUUAUUCUUGUAGGUGUUAUUGCAGGAUUGAUUGGAGAUGUGGUUGUUGGAUCAUUUGUAAAAAAGUUAGGAAAAUAUAAAAUAGUGUUACAAAUUUGUAAUGCUACUACUACUUUAUUUUAUGGAUUCCUUAUUUUAAGUCUUGUUUUAAAGGUUCAUUGGCUAUUUUAUGUAUGUUACUUCUUUGUUUGUAUGUGUUCAAGUAUUUUGGCACUGACAUUUGAAUUUUCAUGUGAAAUUAGUUUCCCCGUCAGUGAAACCUCUACUAUUGCAUAUUUAGGAUUAAUUGGAAAUGGAUUUAACUUUUUAUAAGCUAUUCCUGAAAUUCUUAUACUCCAAGUAAAUCUAUAAAGAAUUUUAGGUCGGUAAAGAGAGCACCUCUAUAAUUACUUUGAUUAUUAUGUUUGGAAUUGGACUGUUUGGUAAUUUUGUUUCCUACUCCAUCAAUGAAAAGUUAAAGAGACAACAAGUGGAUAAUCUUCACGAUACAAAGUAGAAUUUAGAAUCACAAUAUGAUACUGAUUGA